AGAAUCGCUGCCAUUUUCCUUGUUCGUGUGAAACGUUUCGAAAAGUUUCGAUUAAAAAAGACAUUUUUCUGGCGUAUCUUUUGGCCUUUUCCCGCUUCGUGGAAAGCAACGUCAUGCGUCUAGCAUGACUUCUGGCAGUUUAUCUUCAAAUGCCGUGGAUUUAAGGGAAUGUAGCUCCAAUUUGUUCACAUUGGCUGAUAUUAAUGCUCUAAAGUGGUGUAAAUAUACUGGGAAUUUGCAUUCGCUGGACAGACCCUUGGAGGACCCUGUCCUAACGUCCUUCGCCAAUGCCCUCAAGAACAACGUGCUGUGUUCCUGGAGACACUCCCCUCCCUACACCACACCGAGGUUGAACCAAGGUCUGACCUGUUCGGAGAGCGCAAAGGAACUCUGGUUGUUUUGGUAUGGAGAUGAUCCAAGAACGAUCGAUAUUGUCGAUACCAGCUUAAAAGAAUCUGAUCAUGGCUCAUGGGAAAGUAACUUCCCCAAUGAAGCAAAAGUUCUCCUGUUCAAAGCUCUUCACAACACGUUAGAAAGGCACUUGUUGUCCAGACAUUAUGUCCGUGUUGGAAAAUGGUUUGUAAAUUUAGACAACAUAAUCCCAAGCACAGCUGAAAAAAACAAGUUGUUCUUUUCUUUCGCGUUUUGUCUCCAAGGGGAGAGCAAAAUAUGUUUGACUGUUGAUGUGAAACAAUUGCCCGGUGUUCGACACAUCCUACCCGACGAUUUAGCCAACGCGAGAGCUUUGCAAGGGGAUUUUAAAGUUAUUCUGGGACCGUAUGGCGUCAAGGGAAAUUUGACAGGCCAAGGUUAUCAACAUAAUAGCGUCGGCGUGAACAAACUUCUAGAAGACUGGAAACGAUUCUUUCCACUGGACGUAGUUGAUGACUGGACAAACGUGCCUGAGGGGAUAGAACACGAUAUACCCGUGGUAGUUGGGGUUAAAGUAGGAGGAAAUGUCAUCAAAUGCCCCUCACAUUACGUCUUGGUUUCCUUAGACAGCGACAGUGCUGAAGAAUCGUCAAACCAAACACCACCUGUCUUUAUGACCCCUCCCGCCUCUCCAUUUGCGCUGAUAACCGCUGAGAAGAAUAACGAGCGGCUCGCCUCAACGGCACCGGCCGAACCCGAGGCGAAGUCGGAGGGUGUGACGAAAGUCACGGACAGUAAAGCUGUGGCCUGCGAACUAGUUAAUGAGGCGUGGAAAGACAUUACCGCUACCAAGUCAACAAGUAAAACAUCGGGAGUGACUGCAGCUCAAAAUAAAGCUUUUGGUACAAACUUCAAAGCCGAUCAAGAGUCGUUCUGGAACCUCAAGGAACCUCUGAGCCGUAAAUCGUGUUCAUGCACAUCAAGCAGCAAUGUAAGUCGGUCGCGGACCACACCUCCUAACAGACCGUUUGGUAUCAACCGACCCAACCCUACCGGGUCACAAAACACCCACAUUACCCUCGCAAACAAACAGAAAAAAGAGCGGGAACGCAAACCUGUACUACCCUUCCAUCAGAGAGAGGGGAAAGUACGAAAUGUCACCCCGGCCUCCAAAGGACAUUCCACGUAUAACUUAGCGACCUACGUUGAGGACCAGAAUCGUCAGCCAAACAGUCAAAACGAGGCUAACCCUAAAUCCACAGACAGCGCAGACGGAAUAAAAUCCAAACCAGCGCUGCCCUUUACAAACGAAAAUCUUAUUGACAAUAUAAACAAUAAUGUUGGUGAAACGUUUCUGAAACUGACUCCCCCGGUUUCGACGCGACUUUCCGAAGUUGUACGAACGGGUGACGAUCGUAAGAAGCCUUCACGAACGAAGGACGAUGUUUACUCGAAGUCUCGAAUAUCGACUGCCGACGUAUGGAAAUGCUAUGAGGUUUUUACCGGAGAUCCGAAGUUCAAGCCCAGGCUUCCUGAUGAUGUGCUCGAUUUCAGGGAGGGCGAGAGGCGACCGCUGACUACCGGGAACGUUGUGUCGAUGCCUGAAAAUACGCGGGAGGUUUUCAAGAUUGAGACCAUUGAAAAUAAAAAUUAUCAGAACAAAAGACAGUCAAAUGACGAUCCUGCACCUGAAGUUGAAGUUCCUACCAAACGCAUGCGCCGAAGCUCCUCUGCGACUCAGCCUAGCCGGGUCAAGCCGGAAACGCCCGCUCCCGUAAAGCCUCGAGGGCAUCGGAGCUCGAGUACCAACAAGUCCCAGAUUCCUGCUCCGUCAUCCGAACCAACCAGCCUUGCGCUUGAGACACCCGAUUCCGUCUUUCUACCAGCAUCGCGUGGUCGAGCCAACAGCACAAGCAGCACCGGGUCUGCGGCUUCGCCAGCACCUAACUCUACUUCAUCUAAGACGAGUCGCAGUGCGAAGCAACGUCGACAAAGCAGGAAAUCUCAGGAUAAGAAAUCGAAGGAACCUGUACCGAAGCAGGAACCUGUAAAACCGGAAGCAGAACAGGUUUUACCAUUUAUUGCCUCUCCCCCCACCCCCAGAGUAUCGUUACGGACGGAAAAAGAUCUACAAGUGACGUUUUCUGAUCUGGACAACAUGUUUGAUUCCCCGGAUGAGGAGGAAGAAGACAAGCAGCGCCAACUGCUGUCCGUAUUCACCGACAACCACUCGCCUCCAGUCCACCACGGCCACGAGGAUUUGAGCCAUAAGACAAAAGUGCCGGUGCCGGUGAAUACCGGCCCUGGAAACGUUUCCCAUAACGAUCUUGCUCGGAUGUUCCCCACUCCUCCCAUGUUAGAAAAUCAUCCUCCGCAUUCUCCACAACCUAUGACCACCAUGGCGCCGACUCCCCCUGAAUAUAGCGAAUUCAAGACAAAGACGAUGAGUGAGGAAAUUCAUGAUGUGCUUAAUCAACUGAAGGAAACGGCGCCUAUAUUCGAAAUCCCAACGGAGCAGGCAUAUUUAUGUAUCUCCACCGCAAUACCGCCUGUGAAAUCUUUGCCAAGUUCACGUUUACCGCCGCUCAAACUGACCGAGGACAUGGUGUACACGCCAUCACCACAGGUCAAAUCAUCCAGUUCUAAAGCUGAUUCGUCAAGCUUUGCCGCCACGCCUUCUACGAAAGCUCGUACCAGUCUAUCGGAUAUCACCGCUCCGAUUCUUGGCUCUGGAACAAUCACAACUACAUUCAAUUCCCAAUCGUCGAAGAUGGACACAAUGUCCCCACACGAUCCUCAAACGUCCCAAACAAGACCCAUAUACGACACGUUUGAUGCCGGGGAGCAUGACUCCAACGCCAUGCUUCACGCGAACCUAUUUUUAUCCGAUUCUUAUGUGAACUAUAACUCUGAUACAAAUUUAGACGGCACGAAUGCUUGCCUUUGUAUAACGGGGGAGCGAAAACGUCCUACGCUGAGCAAGGAACCCAUCGGGUUUCUUAGGAACAAUGAUGUAUGUCAGUGCGGGUUGGGGAUAUUUGAACGCGAGAAACUGCGCCAACAUACGGGUCUGUUUUCCAGCGAGUUACUUUAUGUAAGCAGCUGUAUGGAGAACAUGGGCGUAACUUUGGACACUAGGUAUUGUGACACGACCAAGAGGAAGCGAGCUGCUUUGCAUCUUAAAAAGGAGUCUGUCAUAAAGGAUUUGAAGCCCGUACAGUCCACGGAAUUAUUGGGAACGAGUAAUUCAACUGUUCUUGUUGAUAACCUGCUUGACCAGUUCUCAUCGCCGUUGCCCGCCUCUGCUACCUCGGGGAAACUGGGCAUGACCGGUUUGGACGGUGAUAAUACAGGGAGCCCACUUCAGAUGAAAUCAGCCUCUGAAGUUGAGAAACUCUCCAAGACCACCGUUGACUUUUUAAUGGAUCUGAAGCCUGUGAUACAGGAGUCUCUUCAUAAGGCAAUUCACUGGAAAACGUGGGAUCAGCUCUCUACGGUACAAGGUCCACUCUCGUUGAAGCAACUUUGCCAGGUGAACAGCAAGGGUUCAUCCAACGCGGGCGAUCCCGCGAGGAUCCCGCGUGUGAUUGUCGGCCAUGAUGGUGAUUGGCUGUCCGUGUCGCCGUUGGCAUUACACCACUGGGAGAAGCUGUUCUUAGAACCGUACACGUCAUCACGUGACGUCACGUAUGUCGUUCUCGCGCCUGAAAACGAGACAACGAACGCGAACGUCAAGCAUUUCUUCAGGGAACUAAGUUCCACGUAUGAGACGUGUCAACUGGGCCGCCAUAUUCCCGUGAGCAAAAUCUCGUCCAUGUCUGGCGAUGGUAUUCUCAGGAUUGGGCCAAAACAACAGACGAAAUAUGGCAAGAAUGUUGUCAGUCCUUGGUUUGGAAAGUAUGAGAGUAUAUCCGAUGGAGCUCGUGUUAAAUUGUUUGCCCAAGUAUGCAAGUAUGAACUAGGUCCCUUCCUCGAGAAAUUGCCUCUGGAUAAGCGGACGUCACUUGGCGAUGACAGCUCGAAGAAAACUGACUCUGGUGACAACAACCUGCUACGUCAAGACAAUUCCUCGAUUGUAAUCUACAUCAUCAACCCGUUCGACGAGUCCAACGACAAGGUUUUAAGGAGAGAGUCCUACUAUGCCUUGCUUCGAAGUUUCUCCGAAAUGGCAGCAGGAAUACCAGAAAAACUCCGCAGUCGUCUUGUGUUAGAGAUCGUACCAUUACAUCAAGUAACCCAGGUGGAUGCUUACCAGAAGACGAAGGGCUCGCUCGUAUCGUUUGUUAAACUUCUCAAAACUACGGCGUUUUCCGUCUUUUCCCGAUGUCGAAUGACUUUGAAGAAACCGUAUAACACUCGGGUUCACACCGGAUUCUGGGCGCCUUCAAGCCAGCGGUUGGCCAUGAAGAAUCAGCCAUCGGAUAAAACCCGCACACGGGUGUAUUCUCCCGCCUAUAUUUUGGCAACCCCGACGAAGCUCAUCCUCGGCGUGGAUACGGUGGAGGCUGCGGACGAUUUGACCACGCAUAAGGAGUCCGCGAGCCUUUUGUUCUGCUGCUACGGUCUAUCACAUGAUCAGCGAUGGUUGCUGGCCACUUUCACAGACGACAGAGGCAUGGUUAUGGAAACGUUUGUGACGGUCGUUGAACCGUUUGGUUUACCGGCGAACAAGCGGCGUACAAAACUGCGGAUAAAAGCCCUAAGAAGGUUGUGGGAAUUUUGCCAAGGGAUUACGUCAUCCGUGGUAGGAGACUGGAGAUUAGUCGUCGGAAAAUUGGGCAGAUUUUCCCGCCAUGAAUUACGAGAUUGGGAUGAAGUAAUUCGCAGUCAUUCUUCAAGCGAGUGCACGGAUCGUUGCGACGCGUGUUCCUCGUCGCGUUCUCACGCAAGAUUUCAAAGCGUUUCCGUCGUUUCGUUGCACAACGAACUGUGUUUGCGAAUACACCUCGCGAAAGUAACUACGGCUUUCAACAACUAUCGUGACCCAGACACAACGAUUGUCGAAUCGGUAACUAGGCAACGUAUAUCAAGUUCAUUCAUUGUUAUCAACAUCGAAAACUCCCAGUCCACCAGACUCGCACAGCAUGACGGUAUCCAUGACGUCGACGAUCGCGGGGGUCUGGUAGACAACGAACUCAUGCUGACCGAACCACCUACGGAAGACGACGACGAGAUCCCGAUGAUGCCUUUAUUUAGUAACAUUUUUCCACCGUCAAGAAUUUCACAUUUACAUCAAGAUCUUCGGAGCUCCUCGCCACACGAGCGACCAUCUUCGGCGCCAAUGUUGACAGAUACCGUGACGUCAUCCUUCGUUCCUAUUGGUAUACAGUCACCGCAUCCCAGCCAAUCAGCGUGCAGCGAUGAACAAAGCGAGCAGGAGAAGAAUUUCGGAUUUCCGCUAGCCCACGGUCGUGUUUACACAACGGCACCGCUCGGGCCGGCGUUCAAACAGUUUUCACGCGACGAACAUUUGGAUGGAAGUUCUCCGGUUGUUCUCAAGGCGGCGUUGUUACUGCAUCGUGUCGAUGAAGCUGGUCGUCAAGGAAACCAUGUUUUGAGUUCAAAUACACACACCAAUGUUCUAAGAUAUAUCUUGGAGCAAUACGACGCUCUCUCGUGGCUAACUGUGGACUCUGUGUCUGAAGACAGAAAUUCCUGCCUUCCCGUACAUUAUAUAACCCUGUCCCAAAUGACAGAAGCUUUCAACGGCCUGCUUUCCUGAGCCCAAUGCAAUCUUCAUCACCAGAAAUAAAUUAAGCUCAUCAAUAUUAACUUAUUGUCUUCGCACCACAAGUAAUCAUCAUCUAGAGGUUUGCAAAAUACCACGAUGCUGGGAAAACUGUUUUUUAAAUCAACCGAAUCAUUUGCUUUUAAACUGGGCCAACAAGGUUUUCAACACAACAAAUUUGUUUUUAACACAAGUAGGACUUCGUCUGGGCAAAACAAACGUGGUUUUGUACAUGACAGUAUGGUUUGAAAGAGUCUGUGCUCAAACACGAUCAACUUUUAAUGAAAAUUUUGAAAUCAAAUUUGCAAGCUGCAAAACACGCAUGAAAACUUUUAUUAGGAAGUUAUUUUUUUUACAUCUGGUGUGCAAAAAUACUUUGGAGAUUCACUUGAGUCCAUGCGAACUUACAAAGACUAAAAGAGAAUUAUCUUCUUGCAAAAAACCAGACAAUUCGCAACUCUGUAUAUUAGUAAGAUCCCUUGUCUACGUUAUUGUUCUCGUUUGCGAAAACCGCUGAUAAAAAACAGCAUAUCGUGGGCACCUAUAAUAGAAUAGAAUAUAUAGUCUCUAUGAUUGCAUUUAAAUACCCCUAAAUACAAAAAACAGUUUAUCUUGGUAGAAUUAUCGAUUACCCCCUAAUUGUUGUGCUGUGCUAAUUAAAACUUGCAUGAUAGAUAACCCACAAUAUGCACGAACUUUUGUUUAACUUGUCAAGGAAGGUCUAAGUUAUACUACAUAAUUUUUCAAGUCCAGGCAGUGGGAUUUUAACAGAGUUGCGAAAUUAGAUAUAUGAAAAACCAAGAAAGAUUGGGGGUUUUUCCUAAAAGUCCGACAUCAAUUUGGAGCAUGUUAAAAAAAAUACACGAGAAAAAGAACAAAAAUAUCGUAAAAUCACACAUAAAUAAACUAUUAAACUCACUAAACGCAUAGUAAGCUAUUUUAUGAAAUGUUUAUAAUAUUUUAAUUAUUACAAUUAUUAUUAAUAUAGAUUAUUCAUUGUUAUUCAGUGUAGUACAUAGUCAUAGAAAUAGAGAGAACCUGUAUAAGUAUUUACUAAACGGUUCGUCAUGGCAGACGGAUUUUAUCUAUAAGCUGCUCAGAAUUAUAUUAUAAUGAAUUUGUCGCCUAAAUUUGGACCAAAAAUGUAUUUAUGGGCAGUGUAAAGUAUGUGGGCGCUUUUGAAGUGCCAGAAAAAUUUUUAGUAAAAUUGAAUGUAGAACGUUUUCAAAUCUAUAUUAUUAUUGUAAUGUGACGUUUCAGUAUUAUGGUAAAAUGUAUUGGCGUAUUAUGAAAUGUCGGGCACGUGUGCAGCUCGCGUUUUUUGUAGGAGCGCACGUGCCUGGCAUGUAUAUUUAUGAACGUAUUCAAAUAUAUCCGCAGAGUUACGCUUUGUAGAUAGAACAAGUACUGUAGAUAAAAUGGAAAUUAAAUUAUUCUUUUCAACAUAAA
Molecule: messenger RNA, 7549 nt
Organism: Dendronephthya gigantea
Lineage: Eukaryota; Metazoa; Cnidaria; Anthozoa; Malacalcyonacea; Nephtheidae
Product: mediator of RNA polymerase II transcription subunit 13-like
Exons: 27
Coding region: 125-6094 (1989 amino acids)
Biological process (GO): regulation of transcription by RNA polymerase II
Cellular component (GO): mediator complex
Molecular function (GO): transcription coregulator activity
Source: RefSeq, a predicted model, not a curated record